AUGGACCUAGCACAUGGAGCUUUGGUCGUGGCUCUCCUUGCCAUAAUCGGUGUAACGACAAGUUCCACCAAGAAGAAAGCGCAGGGACACCUCCCUUUACCUCCUGGUCCAAAACCCCUGCCCAUCAUCGGCAACCUACAUCGCAUGAACACCGAUUUUCCUUGGAUCACGUACAAAGAAUGGAGUGAUAUCUAUGGCGACAUCAUAUACUCUCGUAUCCUCAACCAAGAUGUCAUCAUCUUGAAUUCUGAGAAGGUAGCGCGAGCGCUUCUUGAGCAGCGCUCAAGCAAUUAUUCUGACAGACCCCGUUAUGCUACAAUGGAAUUGCAAGUAACGUUUGGUAUUUCAUUUAGGACGGUCAUGCGAAGCUACGGUGAUGCUUGGCGUAGGCACAGACGAAUAUUCCAUCAGGCCUUCCGCCCUGAAGCCGCUGUUAUCUACCGACCUAUGCAGCUUCGCCAGGCGCACCAGCUCCUGGUCGAUCUUCUCCAUGAACCGGCUAACUAUGAACUGCAUCUAGAAACGCACUCAGCAUCCAUCAUCAUGUCUGCUGUUUAUGACUACGAAACAAAGCCCGAUGAUCCCCUCAUUUCCAUGAUUCGGGGGGCAAUGGAUAGAAUUAUUCAUGCUGAGACCCCAAGCAAGGCGGCUAUCAUUGACUCCUAUCCUGCCUUGACUUUAAUCCCUGCCUGGUUCCCCGGAGCAUCAUUCAAGCGUCAUGCUUUAGAACUGAAGAGCGUACUCAAUGAUAUGGUUGAGAAACCGUUCGAAUAUGCGCUCGAUAGAAUUUCCUCUGGGUUGUCUGCCCCUUCCAUGGUCUCCGAAGGACUCGCGCGAUUCCAAGGCGACGCAUCCUUUGAGUUAGCAAUCAAAGAGUCUAGUGCCACUGCGUUCGGGGCUGGUUCUGAGACUACACAUUCGACUCUGCUUGUCUUUAUACAAGCGAUGGUUCUCAAUCCAGAAGUUCAGAAACGCGCUCAAGCCGAAAUAGAUCAUGUCGUAGGAUCUGACAGACUCCCCGACUUUGGCGAUCGCCCUUCUAUGCCAUACCUUGAAGCUGUCCUACGCGAAACAUUGAGGUUCUAUCCGAUUGUACCUCUCUCCGUACCUCACGCUGCUGUGAACGAUGACGUGUAUGAAGGAUACUUCAUCCCGAAAGGAAUAACUAUCGUAACGAACGUCUGGGCAAUGACGCACGACGCAACCAAAUACCCUGCUCCUUUCGAAUUCAAGCCCGAACGAUUCUUCACACCUUCUGGCGAUCUGAACGACGAUCAAGUCACUCCCAUCUGGGGCUGGGGCCGACGCAUAUGUGUGGGGCGUCACAUUGCAGACGCGUCUCUAUGGUCUGCGAUCGCUUCCAUGCUCGCUGUCUUUGAUUUCUUGAAAGCUAAGGACGCAAGCGGAAAAGAUAUCGAUUUUGAACCUCGGUGGACCUCCGGGGUGGCGUCGCGUCCCGUGAAAUUUCCGUGUCGGAUAGUCCCUCGAAGACGUGACAUGGAUGCAGAGAAUCUGGCAUCCUUGAUUAGCAUCGCCGCGUGA
Messenger RNA from Suillus paluster, 1542 nucleotides. Its product is annotated as cytochrome P450. Lineage: Eukaryota; Fungi; Basidiomycota; Agaricomycetes; Boletales; Suillaceae. Bases 1 to 1542 code for a protein of 513 amino acids. The record is from RefSeq and is a predicted model, not a curated record. Gene Ontology annotation, molecular function: monooxygenase activity; heme binding; oxidoreductase activity, acting on paired donors, with incorporation or reduction of molecular oxygen. The transcript is spliced from 12 exons.